GAUAGAUACUCCAAAGUUGCUCGAAAAACUCCCUAUUAUCGAUAGUAACAUCGAAUACUAGCUCUGACUCCCAACUUCUUUGGUAUCCAGAAACCGCAUUGCAAGAUCCUGCUGCAUCCGCCGGCAUCACUUGAGACUAGACACCGACAACAAUGUCCACAUCGACUUCGAAACCUUUCGGCGGGGGCUUGACAGGGGAUCGAUAUACCGCUCCGAACCCUGCUUUAAGACUACCUGCAGCAGACCGGUCCAAAGAUGCAUCGUCAUCCUCACCAUCGUCCUCGUCGUCUGCGGGAGGGACGAAACCCAAGGUCCCCCUGACUACGCAUCUGAUAGCUGGAGGAAUCGCUGGGUUGGCAGAAUCGUGUGUAUGUCAUCCGCUCGAUACGAUCAAGGUCCGGAUGCAGCUCUCGAAGAGCCGGAAAGCACGAGGACUCAAACCUCUAGGCCCGAUAGCCACUGCACAACAGAUCAUCGCCCGUGAAACCCCACUCGGGCUGUACAAAGGACUAGGCGCCGUCGUCUCCGGGAUCGUCCCCAAGAUGGCCAUUCGAUUUGCUAGUUUCGAAGCAUAUAAACAGGCUUUAGGAGGUCCGGAUGGGAAACUUCCAUCUUCGAGGGUAUUCCUCGCGGGAUUGUUGGCAGGCGCGACCGAGGCGGUGAUGGUCGUCUCCCCGAUGGAAGUCGUCAAGAUUAGACUGCAAGCGCAGCAUCAUUCGCUGGCCGAUCCGGAGGAUAUACCCAAGUACCGAAAUGCUGCGCAUUGCGCUUAUACGAUCGUCAAGGAGGAAGGUAUCAGAGCUCUCUAUCGAGGUGUCUCCCUGACCGCCUUGCGUCAAGCUACAAACCAAGGUGUAAACUUUACGGCAUACCAAGAAUUUAAACGGCUGGCCAUCAAGUAUCAACCGGAGUACAAGGACGUCGAAUUGCCUUCCUGGCAGACGAUGAUCCUCGGUUUGGUAUCGGGAGCCAUGGGACCGUUUUCGAACGCUCCGAUCGAUACUAUCAAGACACGGAUUCAACGAGCCUCCCAUACUCCAGGAGAGACCGCCUUCGGUCGCUUCAAGACCGUCACGACCGACAUGUUCGUGCAAGAAGGGCCCAAGGCGUUUUACAAGGGUAUCCUACCUCGUGUGAUGAGGGUCGCUCCGGGACAAGCUAUAGUCUUCACUGUCGUAAGUUCAAGACGAUCAUAUUGCGAGGGAUAUUCUUCCCCCUGGCUACCGUGCUAAAGUGCUUUAUCCCAUCCUCACGCGAAAUCGGAGUAACAGUAUGAAAAGGUCAAAGCGGUGAUGGAUUCUUUCUCUGCGCAUGACGUCCACGAGUUUGAUGAUUAGCCAACUUCUCAUUGAAGAAUGAUAAUAUGAGAAAAAGUUGUACAAGCUCGGUAUGCAAUGAAUGCCGAGAAUCGAAGAGUUUCAAGGUACCAUUCUUGUUGAACUUUCCGCCCUUGGCCAACUUGUUUCUCGGCCUGGUAGAGUGCGAAGGGUUCCAAGAUGGAUGGUUCUAGCAUUGUGAAAC
Molecule: messenger RNA, 1521 nt
Organism: Filobasidium floriforme
Lineage: Eukaryota; Fungi; Basidiomycota; Tremellomycetes; Filobasidiales; Filobasidiaceae
Product: putative Succinate:fumarate antiporter
Exons: 8
Coding region: 153-1232 (359 amino acids)
Biological process (GO): succinate transport; fumarate transport; transmembrane transport
Source: RefSeq, a predicted model, not a curated record